Molecule: messenger RNA, 2245 nt
Organism: Papilio xuthus (Asian swallowtail)
Lineage: Eukaryota; Metazoa; Arthropoda; Insecta; Lepidoptera; Papilionidae
Gene: Scgalpha
Product: sarcoglycan alpha
Exons: 10
Coding region: 177-1805 (542 amino acids)
Cellular component (GO): sarcoglycan complex; membrane
Molecular function (GO): calcium ion binding
Source: RefSeq, a predicted model, not a curated record
AUUUCAAAUUCCUCUCUGUGAAGUGUGCCAGUUCUGCACAUGUGCGAUACGUUUUCAGUUCAGUGUCCAACCUUUUGUGAAAGGAUAGAAUGGAAAUCGAUAGUAAUGUUUUCCUUUGAGUGAUUCAGUUCAUUUUCAUGUGCUUAUUCAUUUAAUACAGUGACUAGUUAAUUAUAAUGGUAAUGAUGAGCUAUUUAGGUCUUGUUUCCACUGCGAACAAUGUUUGUGCAAUUAUAACGAAAAUGCGCGUCCUAUUAACUCUGACAUUGCUGACAGCUGUUGUAUAUUCACAAAACAUUAAUAAUGCCGUCGAAACGGAAAUGUUUGCCGUUCCUAUCACACCGAAUUUAUUUAACUGGACUUAUCAGGAAUUCGAGGAGCAAUAUCGUUUUCACGCAUCACUAAAGGGCAAGCCGGAGCUACCAUCAUGGCUGCGGUACGUGUACAGCAGCCGACAUCACUCCGGUUUUAUAUUCGGUACGCCGCCGAGAGGAACGGAAUCCUCGAUAACUUUAGAGGUAAUCGGUCUCAAUCGUCAAGACUACGAGACUCGGCGUGUUCUAGUCGUAUUGAAUGUUAAGCCGAAAGAAAACAUGGCGCGUCACGAAGUCGAACUCAAAAUAGAUAACUUGAAUGUAGAAGACCUACUCGAUGAUCAUAGAAUGACACGCCUCAAAGACAUCCUAAGGAUGAAGUUAUGGACAGAGAGCAAGGAGGAUUUGUAUCCGACCUUCCUGUCUUCAGCUAUUGAUUUAGGAGCUCGGCUCCCACUGAAACCUAGCGACGGGGAGGGUUUGGUUGUACGUCUCGGUAGUUCAAUUCCGUUUUCUUCUGAGCUGAAAAGACUGAGAGAAGAAGUACGUCCUCUAUCCCGGCUCCCCAGCUGUCCCCGGGAAUAUAAACGUACUACAGUGGAAAGGUUAUUCCGGGACGCCGGUUUCACUCUAGAUUGGUGCAGCUUUGAACUUUACAACACAAUAUACAAGCCACGUUCAACCAUACACCUAGAAUACCUAACAGAGUUACCUAACACAAGUCGCAUAUCGAGUACACGUGUACUGGAUAGACAACAAUGGUCUGCGCCGGAGCGACGUGCAUUGCCACAGCGUAGUGUCGCACGUCAGCUGGUCGCGGCUGUCGCACCGCCGCUGUUAUUACUCUGUGUCGCUAUUGCUGCUCUUACUGCGGUCCUAUGCUUCAGAUAUGCAGCUAUGACUGAUCCAGAAUCUGAAUAUUUUCUAGAAAAUAUCUAUCAUAUUUGUAUUGAUUAUAGAAAAAAGAGAGCUCAGAAAACAGGGAGGGUGGAACUUUGCAGAUACGGCACUGGCAACACUGACCAGACACAAGUCAAUGAUAACAACAGUAACAAGAGUUUGGGAGUCAGUCCCAACAACAGUCUUGUCAGACCGUACAGUCCGAAAUCGAGCACCAAUUUAGCCGGCAGCUACAACAGACCUCAACCGCCUCCGUACAUCGGCUCCACCAACAAUUCUCUCCAUCAUCGCAGAUCUGGCAACACCACCACGCCCUCCACUAGCGGACACACGCCUGAACAUAACCGUACACUAGCUUUAGAAGAAUCCCUAAAACUCCUAAACGAGGCAAACAUUACUGGGAACUACGAUGGAAUACCAAAAGACCCGAUAAUAGACCUGAACGACGGCACUGAGGAUUACGUACUCGUUAAACCGGAUUUUAUUCAAUCGAAACCGGAUUUGACCGGUUAUAACUCGAUCAAACCGGAUUUGGAUGAUAUUAAUGUACCAGAAUUGGCAAAGUACGGGGUGACAGGUAUUGGUAUGUGACAGAGCCUGUCUACGGACGGCUCAAGGCCUCCGGUUAAGACUUGGUUCUGUUAACACUAUCACUGCCAUCGACUCGCCUGGCGAGCUUACUUGCGGAAUAGUGUCAUGGAACGUGUUUAAAAGUGAUUUAUUACUGAAGUGCUAAAAUAUAUGGGUUUUUUGGUUGAUGAUUAACGCAUGGCUUCUAUUUAUUUGUAUUUCUCGUUGUGAAGUUUUGCAGUAUAAACGGUUUAGUAGAUUUUGAAGAGUGAGUGAACGAGAUGGAAAUCAUACAGUUAUCUCUUUCCUUAAAUUAUCUAUACGAUCAAUCGUUUUUUUUUUUUAAUUUAUGCCUUUUGUUAGAUGAAAUAAGCCUUUACAAGAAAUUUUAAUCUUAGAUUUUCAUCUAAUAAAUAGGCGAUUGCUUUCUCUAAUAUAAAUAUUAUUUUAGGGAAUAAAAA